AUGAAAGUCCAAGUCGACGUCGAUACCGUCCUGUUCGACAUGGAUGGCACACUUAUUGAUUCCACCCCGGCAGUCAAUGCAACGUGGGUCGAGUUUGCGAAGGAAUACAACCUAGAUAUUGACCACGUUUUACAUUACUCGCACGGCCAUCGUACAGUGGAAAAUCUCAAGCGAUACAUUCCCAGUCUUGAAAGUGAUGCUCUCAUGAAAGAAGUCGUGCGCUUCGAAAGCCGCAUUCUCGAAAUCGCUCAGGAAAACAUGGAUCGCGCAAUAAAGACGGGCAACGCCGAUGGCACGAUUAUCGCCAUGCCCGGUGCACGCCCGUUGCUAGAGCAGAUUCAGUGCGGUCGCGAUAAGAAUCCUGCGCGCCGGGCAGGCUGGGCCAUCGUUACAAGCGCUACAAGUGCCUAUGCGCAAAAAGCGUUUGUGGCCAGCAAUGUUUCAACACCGCCCGACACUUUUGUAACAUCAGACGUGUGUGCCCAUGGCAAACCGGAUCCCGAGCCUUACGCCAAAGGCGCGGAGCUGAGCAAGGCGGACAUAUCAAAAUGCAUCGUGGUUGAAGAUGCACCGCCAGGUGUUCUCAGCGGCAAACGAGCGGGUGCUCGGGUCCUUGGAUUGCGCACGACACAUGAGGGUCAGCGCAUGUGGGAACAAGGUGCUGAUUGGGUGGUGCCUGACCUUAGCUAUGUGCAAGCCGAAUGGCUUGAUGGCGACCGUCUCGUGCUUACCAUCGAUACUGAAGAGGCACCGACACGUAUUUGA
This is a messenger RNA of Malassezia restricta, 765 nucleotides long. Its product is annotated as glycerol-3-phosphate phosphatase. The coding region runs from base 1 to 765 and encodes 254 amino acids. The transcript has 2 exons. Gene Ontology annotation, molecular function: sugar-phosphatase activity; beta-phosphoglucomutase activity. The record is from RefSeq and is a predicted model, not a curated record. Lineage: Eukaryota; Fungi; Basidiomycota; Malasseziomycetes; Malasseziales; Malasseziaceae.